AGUCCCGGGCCCGGAGCCAGCGCAUGCGCCCGCCUGUGGGCGCUGUCCCGGCUGCGAGGGCCGUGAGCUCACGGACCGACGGACCGACGGGCGGCCGGCCGGACAGACGGGGCAGCGCAGGGAGCGGGGACGCGGCGGGACAGCGACAUGGCCGGCCACACGCAGCAGCCGAGCGGGCGCGGGAACCCCAGGCCUGCGCCCUCGCCCUCCCCAGUCCCAGGGACCGUCCCCGGCGCCUCGGAGCGGGUGGCGCUCAAGAAGGAGAUCGGGCUGCUGAGCGCCUGCACCAUCAUCAUCGGGAACAUCAUCGGCUCGGGCAUCUUCAUCUCGCCCAAGGGGGUCCUGGAGCACUCAGGCUCCGUGGGUCUGGCCCUGUUCGUCUGGGUCCUGGGUGGGGGCGUGACGGCUCUGGGCUCCCUCUGCUAUGCAGAGCUGGGAGUCGCCAUCCCCAAGUCUGGCGGGGACUACGCCUACGUCACAGAGAUCUUCGGGGGCCUGGCUGGCUUUCUGCUGCUCUGGAGCGCCGUCCUCAUCAUGUACCCCACCAGCCUUGCUGUCAUCUCCAUGACCUUCUCCAACUACGUGCUGCAGCCCGUGUUCCCCAACUGCAUCCCCCCCACCACAGCCUCCCGGGUGCUGUCCAUGGCCUGCCUGAUGCUCCUGACAUGGGUGAACAGCUCCAGUGUGCGCUGGGCCACGCGCAUCCAGGACAUGUUCACAGGCGGGAAGCUGCUGGCCUUGUCCCUCAUCAUCGGCGUGGGCCUUCUCCAGAUCUUCCAAGGACACUUCGAGGAGCUGAGGCCCAGCAAUGCCUUUGCUUUCUGGAUGACGCCCUCCGUGGGACACCUGGCCCUGGCCUUCCUCCAGGGCUCCUUCGCCUUCAGUGGCUGGAACUUCCUCAACUAUGUCACCGAGGAGAUGGUUGACGCCCGAAAGAACCUACCUCGCGCCAUCUUCAUCUCCAUCCCACUGGUGACCUUCGUGUACACGUUCACCAACAUUGCCUACUUCACGGCCAUGUCCCCCCAGGAGCUGCUCUCCUCCAAUGCGGUGGCUGUGGUGAGUGGGCCCCUGCUCGGUCCCUGGCUCCUGCCCAGGCCCCUGCCCCGGCCUUACACAUGGCCUCUCUACUGUGCCCACCCAGACCUUCGGGGAGAAGCUGCUGGGCUACUUUUCUUGGGUCAUGCCUGUCUCCGUGGCUCUGUCAACCUUCGGAGGGAUCAAUGGUUACCUGUUCACCUACUCCAGGUGACUGCACUGGGGAGACGUGGGCAUGGGGAGGGAAGGCUGGGGUGCAGGUGUGCACCAGUCAUGCCGUGGGCCAGAGGAAGGGACACCUGCCGGGGGAGGGGUCUGCCUGAAGCUGGGAUGAUGAUCCCACACGGUAACAAGUGUCUGAUCACAACUGGGAGGCAAAGAAAGCAAGAGGCAGGCAGGCUGGAUGAGGGGGAGAACUGUCCAGUGGGGCUGCUGGGCCCGGAGCAGGAGGUCAGAGGCGACAGCUUAAGAGGGACAUCAGGUCCAAAGCUGAGACCCAGGAUGUGGCCAGUGCCCAUAUCUGUCCCCAACGCUAGGCUGUGCUUCUCUGGAGCCCGCGAGGGGCACCUGCCCAGCCUGCUGGCCAUGAUCCACGUCAGACACUGCACCCCCAUCCCCGCCCUCCUCGUCUGUUGCGGGGCCACAGCCGUCAUCAUGCUCGUGGGCGACACGUACACGCUCAUCAACUAUGUGUCCUUCAUCAACUACCUCUGCUACGGCGUCACCAUCCUGGGCCUGCUGCUGCUGCGCUGGAGGCGGCCUGCACUCCACAGGCCCAUCAAGGUGAACCUUCUCAUCCCCGUGGCGUACUUGGUCUUCUGGGCCUUCCUGCUGGUCUUCAGCUUCAUCUCAGAGCCUAUGGUCUGUGGGGUCGGCGUCAUCAUCAUCCUUACGGGGGUGCCCAUUUUCUUUCUGGGAGUGUUCUGGAGAAGCAAACCAAAGUGUGUGCACAGACUCACAGAGUCCAUGACACACUGGGGCCAGGAGCUGUGUUUCGUGGUCUACCCCCAGGACGCCCCCGAAGAGGAGGAGAAUGGCCCCUGCCCACCCUCCCUGCUGCCUGCCACAGACAAGCCCUCGAAGCCACAAUGAGAUUUUUGUAGAGACUGAAGCAGUUGUUUCUGUUUACAUGUUGUUUAUUGAGGAGGUGUUUUGGCAAAAAAGUUUUGUUUUGUUUUUUUCUGGAAAAAAAAGAAAAAAGAUACGACUCUCAGAAGCCUGUUUAAGGAAGCCCUAAAAUGUGGACUGGGUUUCCUGUCUUAGCACUGCCCUGCUAGCUCUUCCUGAAAAGGCCUAUAAAUAAACAGGGCUGGCUGUUC
Molecule: messenger RNA, 2357 nt
Organism: Homo sapiens (human)
Lineage: Eukaryota; Metazoa; Chordata; Mammalia; Primates; Hominidae
Gene: SLC7A10
Product: solute carrier family 7 member 10
Exons: 9
Coding region: 148-2130 (660 amino acids)
Biological process (GO): L-alpha-amino acid transmembrane transport; glycine transport; negative regulation of brown fat cell differentiation
Cellular component (GO): membrane; plasma membrane
Molecular function (GO): neutral L-amino acid transmembrane transporter activity; L-amino acid transmembrane transporter activity; transmembrane transporter activity
Source: RefSeq, a predicted model, not a curated record